AUGGAUUACGUACAAUGGACCAAUGAGACAUCCAUCACAACGUUCAUCUUUCUGGGAUUCCAAAGUCUGCACCAGUUUCAGCUUCUGCUAUUUCUGCUGUUUUUAGUGGUCUACAUUGCAACAGUAGCUGGCAACCUUCUCAUUGUGACUCUAGUAGCGGCCGAUCGCCACCUUCACACCCCCAUGUACUUCUUCCUAGCCAACCUCUCUGUCUUGGAAACUCUCUAUAGCUCAGUUAUCACUCCCAGGCUGUUGUCUGAUUGCCUGUCAAAAAGUAGGACAAUUUCCCUCGGUGGCUGCAUCACGCAAUUAUUAUUGUACAGCAGCUUGGCUUGCAUUGAAUGUUUCCUUCUUGCAAUCAUGGCGCUUGACCGCUACCUAGCCAUAUGCAAACCGCUCAGCUACCAGGUCAUUAUGAACUUCAAAGUUUGUCUCCAGCUAGUCACGGCCUCCUGGCUUAUUGGCCUUUCUGUCUCUUCCUUGGUGGUUGGAAUGGUGUCGAAAUUACAUUUCUGUGGCCCCAACGAAAUUGACCAUUUUAUUUGUGACAUGAACCAGCUCACAAAACUCUCCUGCAAGAAAAGUAUCCUGGCAGAGAGGACAGUCCUCGUCUCCUGCUCCAUCGUGACCUUGGGACCAUUUGUGCUCAUCGUCGUCUCAUACGUGUACAUCCUGGCAGCCAUUUUGAGAAUCGCCUCCUCCUCAGGGAGGCAAAAGGCCUUCUCGACAUGCGCGUCACACCUUGUGGUGGUGAGCUUGUAUUAUGGAACCAUUGUUAUCAUGUAUGUGGUACCAACCAAAAACCAGUCGCCAGCUUUCCAGAAAGCGAUAUCCCUUUUGUACACAGUCAUCACUCCGCUGUUUAAUCCUAUCAUCUACAGCCUGCGGAACCAAGAAGUCCAAGGGGCCUUCAAGAAACUUUUGCUGCAUAAUUUAGGCAUGAAAUAA
Eublepharis macularius is the source of this 948-nucleotide messenger RNA. Its product is annotated as olfactory receptor 10A7-like. Gene Ontology annotation, biological process: G protein-coupled receptor signaling pathway. The transcript has a single exon. NCBI's taxonomy places the organism in Eukaryota, Metazoa, Chordata, Lepidosauria, Squamata, Eublepharidae. Gene Ontology annotation, cellular component: membrane. The record is from RefSeq and is a predicted model, not a curated record. The coding region runs from base 1 to 948 and encodes 315 amino acids. Gene Ontology annotation, molecular function: G protein-coupled receptor activity; olfactory receptor activity.